UCAAUGCGCAUGUGCAUUGCCAACCAACUUCCGUUUGUUGUUUUGCCGGUGGAUGUUUAUGGAGCGUGUUUUAUUUUGGUGCAGGUUUAAAUGUAUUGAGGAGGUCCAUGUAAAAUUGAUUUAAAACAAUUAAUUGCGAAGAUCUCGGGAUGAUUGAGGUGGUGGCAAAACUCCUUCGUGGCCCGGUGUUUCUGACCGGCGAAGUAAUGGAGUGUGUUAUAACUUUCACCAAUCCUAUGACUGCCCGCUCCACCUCGGCCAGCAGUGAGAUGUUGGCAUGGGCAAGUGCUCAGAUACAUUGCCAGUUUCAUACCAGUGAAAGUCGUGUUGCACUACCACCUUCUGAAGAUACAAAGCAUGAUGUGCAGGCAGAGAAUGAAACUGUUUUUGUUCCAAACAGAGGUGAGCGAGGGAAAUGUAUUCUAGCUACUCCACCCAAGAUACUGUUCUGUGACUUGCGACUUGAUCCUGGUGAAUCAAAAUCCUAUUCUUACUGUGAACCUGUACCACUUGAUGGUCCACCUUCCUUCCGUGGUCAGUCAGUGAAAUAUGUUUAUAAAUUGACAGUAGGCUGUCAAAGGGUCAAUUCUGCAAUCAAACUUCUGCGGGUUCCUUUUCGGGUUUUUGUUGUUUAUGGGUUGGAAGAUUACCAGUUUCCUCCAGAUGAUGCUGUAGCUCCCACAAAUCCAUUUUUGGAUGAAGAUGAGAACGUUAAAAAAGACACAAGAUUAGUAGAUCUGGCAACAGAAAUGCUGAUGACCAGCACAUCCCGCCGUAGUCUUCAUUUGUAUAACAUUACUAAUGUGCGAGGGAAGGUUGGAAAAUUUUGCAUCUUCAAAACAAUCUAUAAAAUUGGAGAGGAUGUAGUGGGCACAUUUGAUUUCUCUGAAGGCGAUAUUCCAUGUUUGCAGUUUUCAGUGUCUUUACAAACUGAAGAGCAUGUCCAGGAAGAAUACCAGAGAAAACCAGGGCAGCCUGUUUCCCUUAGCACACAUGCUCGACACCAGGAGUCAUGUUUGCAUACUGCCAAGACUCAUUUCAGUUUACCUAUUCCACUUAGUGCCACUCCCAGCUUUAUGACCGCUGUAGUAACCUUAAAGUGGCGUUUGCAUUUUGAGUUUGUCACAGCUCGUGAACCAGUGGAACCGCCUACCGUACUUGAGAAUCAAUCAGAAAUAAUUACUUGGACUGGGACAGGGAAGAUUGAUGUGGAUACAUUCAGCUGGGAUCUGUCCAUGAAGGUGCUUCCAACCAAUCCUGUACUUGCAUCCUAUGUCUCACAAUUUGCAUCUUCUAACUCCAUCAGUAUUUGAACUACAUUAAUUUCACUUCAGCUGUGGAGCAGUUCGUUGAAAAAUGUUCAACCACUGAACUUAAAAAGUUUAAAUUUUAAUAACAGCAAUGAUACAAAAGAAACAAAUGAAAAAUUAAGAAAGAACAUUGACAUUGAUGCUCCAAGUACACCAGUAGUGCUAAUUGGGGUUACUGGAAGAUAAUCACAAAGUGAGACAUCAGAAUAUUGUUGUUCAGAAGUGAGCAGUAUUAUUUUAUGGAAAUAGCAUUUGAAGACCAGGAUUUAUGGUGACUAAAAUUUCUUCUAUUCACUACAUUCAAAGACGUCAGCAGAGAAAAACAAAUGCACUUUCAUAUUUUCUUCUAUUUUUUUAAAAAACUGUCAAUUUCAAAAAAGCACUUGAAUUGAAAACUGCUUGUACUGAAGAUUCUUUCGUGACUAUUUUGCAUGUAUCAAGUGAUUUUAUGGCUUUUGAAAUAUAACGGGUAAAUUAAUAAUGGCUAGCAAGAAACGUCAUUGACAUGGAUUUUCUAAUUACUGAUGUAUUUUAAUGUAAUUUGCCUGAAACCCAUGAAGCGAGGAUACUGGAACCUAACUAUUUAUUCUCAUUUACAGGUGUAUAGCUUUCAAUUCAUACUUAAGAUUGAUAGUGUGCUGUUCUUGAGAAUUCUACAUUUUGUUUUCAAAGUACACUUAUAGUCAUUGAAUUAUGACACCAGUUAAUAAAUCUUAAUUAAUAUGCCAUUACCAGUUAGUAUCCACAAUGCUUCCAAUAUAUUUUACUUACUAUUGCUGAAAUGCGUGGCACCAGGAGAAAUGAUGGAAACUGGCAGGUGAAUCCCUUGCCUCUGCUGACAAACUUCUUGUUACUCGAUCUUGAUUGUUUUUCUUUUAUUUUUAAAGAAAAUGUUCAUCAAAUUAUAUUUUUCUCAACUUCUUCCGUGAAUAGUUUUCAAGAGAAAUAAACUAACAAAUUCUGAGAAACUUUGCAGAAAAUAUUUGCUUCAGUGUGUCUUGUUUCAUAUGAAUGAAACAUAUUCACUUUUUAAAAUUACUAGUGUUUCGUACUCUUUUUCUACAUUUAAUAUAAUGUAGCCUUCAGUUUAACUGGGAUUAGUAAAUUCCCAUUCAUUUUUGAAUGCAUUGUCAAUUUUCAGAUCCUGAUAUCUGAUGAAGGCUAAAAGUUUUUUAUUACUAUAAGGUUUUAAAUCUGGCUACCUGUAUUUUCCCAAUGACUUUUAAUUAUAAUCAUAUUUGUAGUUUUAAAUUUGUUAAGGCCAUCAUGUGCAUAGCCCUAUCAUUGUAUCAUUCAGGCAUCUGGUUUCAUUUCAAAGUUAUUUAUUUUUUGUCCUAACCUGGGUUGUGUGCUCUUUGGCAAUAUGCAGAAGCUUAGAAAAUCCCAGCACAUGGACUUACUGGACACUAGGCUUUCCAUUUGGGAAAUAGUCUUGUUUAUUUCAUUAAAAUUACUUUGACAACUUGCUGCAGAUCAUUAUUUACAUUGCAUUUAAAAUGGAAAAAGUGCAUUAAUCAUAAUGGUGAAAGCUACAAUACUUGCUGUAUUCCAGAUGUUACAAAAUAGAAUAUUUGUAUAGUUUGUAUUCUAGGUAAAUCAAAUGUUUUGACAGUUGUUAGAAUUUAAGACUUAUU
Stegostoma tigrinum is the source of this 2944-nucleotide messenger RNA. RefSeq names its product GP1 homolog, RAB6A GEF complex partner 1 (gene rgp1). Lineage: Eukaryota; Metazoa; Chordata; Chondrichthyes; Orectolobiformes; Stegostomatidae. The record is from RefSeq and is a predicted model, not a curated record. The transcript has 8 exons. Gene Ontology annotation, cellular component: Ric1-Rgp1 guanyl-nucleotide exchange factor complex; Golgi membrane. Gene Ontology annotation, biological process: retrograde transport, endosome to Golgi. Bases 150 to 1313 code for a protein of 387 amino acids.